AUGGGCAGCCAUAGCUGUGGCACCCGGGGAGCAGCCGUUCUCUCUCUCCAGGCAGGGCUGGGCUUUGCCCUCUGUUACACACCGGCCAUUGCUAUGGUUGGAAUUUAUUUCUGUGAGCGGAAGUCGUUGGCGUAUGGCAUCGCCAUGUCUGGCAGUGGCAUUGGGACCUUCAUCCUGGCACCUGUGGUGCAGAUGCUCAUCGAGCACUACUCAUGGCGAGGGGCCCUGCUUAUCUUAGGAGGCCUGGUGUCCAACCUGUGUGUGUGUGGAGCUCUGUUACGGCCCAUCACUCUAAAGGAGGAGGAAGCCUGCCCCCUGCCUGUGGACUCUGAGUGUGGCUACAGCACCAAGCCUCUGGUGGCCAUCAGCCCAGCGGAGGAGAAGCAGCUGGAGGCCGAGAGAAGCAAACAGCAGAGAGACAGUAAGCAGCGCUGCCUGCAGUCCAUGCAGGAGUACCAUUUCCUGCUCAUGCCCGACUUCCUGGUGCUGGCCGGCUCCUUCUUGUUCCUGGCCAGUGGCUGCAGCCUGCCGUUUGUUUACCUCGUGCCCUACGCGCUGGAUGUGGGGGUCAGUCACCACCACGCCGCCUUCCUGAUGUCCAUACUGGGAGUCAUUGACAUUGUUGGCAACAUCACGUUUGGCUGGCUCACUGACAGGAGGUGCCUGAAGAAAUACAGGGGCAUUUGUUAUAUGGUUGCUGUGGGAAUGGAGGGUCUCUGCUGCUUCCUCAUCCCUCUUCUUCAUACAUUCGCCCUGCUGGUGCCUUUCUCUGUGCUCUACGGCUAUUUUGAUGGUGCUUACGUGGCCCUGAUACCUGUGGUGACGUCAGAUGUGGUGGGGACGACGUACCUCUCCUCAGCUCUCGGGGUGGUUUACUUCCUACAUGCUAUUCCAUACCUGGUUAGCCCACCUAUUGGAGGCUGGUUGGUGGACACCACGGGGACCUACACAGCUACGUUCUUCCUGAGCGGCUUCGCCCUCCUCUGCAGCGCUCUCCUGCUGUGCACCGCCACCAUCAUCCGCCACUACCAGAGAGUUCAGCGAAACAGGAGAAGUAAAAAGCCCACACUGGAACAAUGUGAAGCCCAACAGGCAGACUUUUAUACAACCAAAAAUAAGGACUUAUUGAUCAUUAACACGGCCACCUCAUAGUGUCAGUCGUAAUGUUUGUGUUUUCUAUUUCUCUACCCUUAUUUUUGUACAAAAAAAACUUAAGUAAAUAAAUAAUCAGGUAUGUGAAAAAAAAAAAAAAAAAAAAAAAAAAAAAAAUUU
This is a messenger RNA of Astyanax mexicanus (Mexican tetra), 1272 nucleotides long. Its product is annotated as monocarboxylate transporter 12-B-like. Gene Ontology annotation, biological process: monocarboxylic acid transport; transmembrane transport. NCBI's taxonomy places the organism in Eukaryota, Metazoa, Chordata, Actinopteri, Characiformes, Acestrorhamphidae. The coding region runs from base 1 to 1152 and encodes 383 amino acids. The transcript has 2 exons. Gene Ontology annotation, molecular function: monocarboxylic acid transmembrane transporter activity. The record is from RefSeq and is a predicted model, not a curated record.